Triplophysa rosa is the source of this 1991-nucleotide messenger RNA. Its product is annotated as N-acetyllactosaminide beta-1,3-N-acetylglucosaminyltransferase 2. The coding region runs from base 234 to 1562 and encodes 442 amino acids. Gene Ontology annotation, cellular component: membrane. Gene Ontology annotation, molecular function: hexosyltransferase activity. The record is from RefSeq and is a predicted model, not a curated record. NCBI's taxonomy places the organism in Eukaryota, Metazoa, Chordata, Actinopteri, Cypriniformes, Nemacheilidae. The transcript is spliced from 2 exons.
CUCUUCAGUUAAUUUAACAACUGCAUAGGCAAAGCCAGGACAUAGUGUGGGCACAAGAAAAGAACAAUUUAAUAUUUACUCAUUUAAGGAUAACACCACAAUCGGGAUGAAAAAACAAGGUAAACCUCCGAAGACUGGUGAAGGAAGGAUAAUAUGGGAACUGCACGGGGAGAAAAUUCCAGAUAAGUGAAAGAUGUUUGCCAAAACCAACUGAGCCUCGUAAAUUAAAGUCCAUGGCCCGCUCCAGAUGCAAUGGAAAGGUCUUAUGCCUGUUUCUCUUGCCUUGUGUAAUGGUAAGCCACCUGGUGAUUUACAUCAUGGUGUCCAUAUUUGUUGCCGUCUCCUACUCUCCUCCUCCGCCGCCACAGUUGCCGCUACAUUUCGUCGCCACUGGAGCCUCUGGCAACUCAGGAGCUCAAGCAUCCCAUCCAGUUCGGCCCUUCUGGAACCUCCGUCUGGAAGAUGGGGCACUCUGGAACCGCCUCCAACACAUUUCGGACAGAGAGCACAAUCCCAUAUUGAGAAGUAAUGUCACAAGGCCCAAAAUUCUUGGUACGAGACAUCCCCAAGAGAAAAUGGUUGUUUGUGGACAGGAUGAGAUGUGGGCAUCUCAGCUGCAUGACUUUAACACCCUACCUGCUCAAAUGAAGGAGUUUGUCCUAUCCAUGCACUGCAGGUAUUAUCCUAUCCUACUGAACCAACCCAACCUGUGUGCUGGGGACGGCACUGAAACUGAGACUCCCUUUCUCCUCAUGGCGAUAAAAUCUCAAGUCGGAAACUUUGAGAACAGACAGGCCAUCAGAGAAACGUGGGGGAGGAGCGGUUGGAUCCAAGGGGACGAUGGAGGACGAUUCUGGUUCGUGCGCACAGUCUUCUUGCUCGCCAGGCAGGACACAGAGACUGGGCCUCAUCCGGACCUGAGUGCCCUGCUGGAUUUAGAGAGCAGAACUCACGAGGACAUCCUCCAGUGGGAUUUUAAAGACAGUUUCUUCAAUUUGACCCUGAAGGAUAUUCUCUUCUGGGACUGGGUUUCAAAGCACUGUCCGCACAUCCAUUAUAUUUUCAAAGGAGAUGAUGAUGUCUUUGUCAGGACUAGAGCCCUACUGGACUACCUAAACCAACAUGAAGCUACGGUACAAAAGACAGAUCGAAACAAGACAAAAGAUCUUGAUGAUUUCGUUGUGGGGGAUGUUAUUGCCAAUGCUUGGCCCAAUCGGCAGCCUGGUACUAAAUAUUACAUACCUGACAGCUUUUAUAAGGGAACUUACCCGGCGUACGCAGGAGGUGGGGGUGUUGUUUACACUGGCUCUUUGGCCAUGCGUUUGAAGGAAGUCUCUCAGCGGGUGAGCUUGUUUCCCAUCGACGAUGUUUAUUUAGGAAUGUGCCUUCACAGACUCGGAGUGUCCCCCAGUCAUCAUUCUGGUUUCCUCACCUUUGACCUUCCAGAGGACCUGCGAGAGAAGCCAUGUGCGUAUCAUAAUGUUCUCCUAGUGCAUAAACGUUCCCCUAAGGAAAUGCUAACGCUGUGGAAAGAGCUGCAAGUCCCACCCCAAGAGUGCUAAUAUAGAAUAUACAGUGAGACUGAUACGGAGAGAAUAGUUUGUUUAUGGAUUCAAGUGAUGAUAAUAAUACCCCAGAGGUCAGGUGUUCAGAGUUGUUUUUAUUUUUACCACAAGGUAUUUUUAUGUAAUUUGGGCAUCAAUUUGCAUAAAAGGCUCAAAUUUUUCUGUGGUGUUCUCAAGCAUAUGUAAGCAGGAAGAGAUUUUGCAUUAUAAGAAUUGUCGUCAUUUCAUUGUUAUGAGAAAGGUUUUGAAAUUAAAUGUUACUUUUCUGGAAUUAAAUAAGAACAUAACUGAGUCUUCUGGCAAGAAGUGGUCUCAUUAAUCAGAUUUUAAAAGCUAUUAACAUAAGAUAAAAACUGAUCAACAUACUUCAGCUUUGUAUUUAAAAAGACUUUACUAAUGUACAUUUGAAAAAAAUAAAAACGUUAC